GAGACAGGUUUGGAAAACCAGUCGUAAUUGAACUCCACACUCAUAACGUUUCCAACAUAGAAAAAUAUUCGAAUUCAGUAUUCGUCCCACGAACUGCCGAGGGUAGAACUAAGUUAGUUAGUGAGCAACAGUGAAGUGCAUUAGUUCGCUAGAUAAUCCGAGAGAGUUGGUGAAACCGAGAAUUCAAGUGUAUUCAAGAACAACUUGCCGACGAGAAAUCAAAAUGCGAGUUAGAAUCCUUCCUUUAUCUUGCCUGAUAUUUUUGGCAACAACAGUACACGCAGCUUUACCAACAUGUUUGACAGAAAACGAUAGUGCACAAUUCCCCAGUAAAACCGAUCAUCUGAAUCUAUACAGCAGCGAGCAGGCUUUUACAGUCUCCUUGUUGGACGCCAUCAACAAAGCAACUCCAUCUGAAAAUAUAUUUUUCUCACCGUACAGUACGUUCCACGCAUUACUACUUGCCUAUUUCGGUUCAAGCCAGGAAACCGAAGCCAGUCUUAAAAAUGCCUUGCGUAUCAACUGGGCCCAAAACAAGAUGCAAGUGAUGCAUGCAUACCGUCAUGAAAAGCAGCUUAGAGCUAGGGCAGCAAAGAAUUCAUCAAUUGAAUUUAACAGUGCCGAUAAAAUUUACGUAUCUAAGGAAACUGAACUACGAGAUUGCAUGAAGAAUGUAUUCAAUGAGGAAUUGGAGACAAAAGAUUUCUUACAAGCACCUGAAGAAAGUCGUAACGAUAUCAACAAAUGGGUGGAAGGUGUGACACGCGGUCACAUUAAGGAUAUUUUAGUCCCUGGUACGAUCACACAGCUAACUAAAUUGGUUUUGGCAAACGCAGCGUACUUUAAAGGAAGCUGGUCCAACAAAUUCAAUCCAGACAACACCAGGAAGGACGUGUUCUACUCAUCCCCAGACAAGCAAACUUUUGUAGAUAUGAUGUACAAAAAAGGAACAUUCAAUCACGGCUUAAACGAGCGUCUUGGUGCUCACGUGUUGGAACUUCCUUAUGAAGGAGAAGACCCCCGCAUGUCCAUGAUCAUUUUCUUGCCUCCCUUCGAUGUAAAUGGCGUUGAAAACGUUCUGAGCAAAUUGACACCCGAAUCCCUGGAGCAAGCACUAAACGAAGGCAUGCCACGUGAAAUUGAAAUUAAAUUGCCAAAAUUUUCUUUUGAGAAAAGUGUGGAAUUCAGACCGGUCCUCGAAAGGAUUGGUGUGGGUAACAUCUUUGAACCUUCAGCAAAUUUCAGUGGUUUCUCGGAAAAACAAAACUUAAAUCUUGACGAUGCCAUUCAUAAGGCAAAAAUUGAAGUUGAUGAGGAAGGAUCAACUGCAGCAGCUGCAACUGUACUAUUUAGCUUCAGAUCGUCCAGACCAUUGGAACCGGCACAAUUUUUCUGUGAUCAUCCAUUCUUGUUUUUGAUCUAUGACGUCCAGUCGCGUGCUAUUCUAUUUGCUGGUAUAUACCGUGGACCAGAAAAAUAAUGUAUGACUAUAUACAUGUAUCUGUAGAUUUUUAAGUAUUUUUUUUUAAUGAAAAUCGUUAUGAUAACAUUUUUGUAGUGUGUGUACUUUGCUUAUUAUGAUAAAAAUGUAUUUAUUGAAUG
Messenger RNA from Hermetia illucens (black soldier fly), 1602 nucleotides. Its product is annotated as serine protease inhibitor 88Ea-like. Gene Ontology annotation, molecular function: serine-type endopeptidase inhibitor activity. NCBI's taxonomy places the organism in Eukaryota, Metazoa, Arthropoda, Insecta, Diptera, Stratiomyidae. The record is from RefSeq and is a predicted model, not a curated record. The transcript is spliced from 4 exons. The coding region runs from base 224 to 1480 and encodes 418 amino acids.